GGGUGACUUCUUGGCGGCCGGGUCGCUGUCCGUCCCCUCCCCCCUCUGCGGUCCCGCGCGCUUUUCUCCUUUAUCCUCUUGAGUCCGUUCCGGGCUUCUGCCCCUGAUCGGCCGGACUCGCUGCGCCGCUGUCGUCGGGAGGCGGGUGAGGAAAGAUGAAUGGGAGGGCCGAUUUUCGAGAGCCGAAUGCCGAAGUUCCAAGACCAAUUCCUCACAUAGGGGCUGAUUACAUUCCAACAGAGGAAGAAAGAAGAGUCUUUGCAGAAUGCAGUGAUGAAAGCUUCUGGUUCAGAUCUGUGCCUUUGGCUGCAACAAGUAUGUUGAUUACACAAGGAUUAAUUAGUAAAGGAAUUCUUUCAAGUCAUCCCAAAUAUGGUUCCAUUCCUAAACUUAUAUUUGCUUGUAUCAUGGGAUAUUUUGCUGGAAAGCUUUCUUAUGUGAAAACUUGCCAAGAAAAGUUCAAGAAUCUUGAAAAUUCCCCUCUUGGAGAAGCUUUACGAUCAGGAGAAGCACGACGAUCUUCACCACAUGGGCACUAUUCUCAAAAGUCAAAAUAUGACUCAAAUGUGAGUGGUCAGUCAUCUUUUGUGACAUCCCCAGCAGCAGACAACAUAGAAAAAGAGGUGUUUCCUCAUUAUGAGCCAAUUCCAUUCAGUGCUUCUAUGAAUGAAUCCACUCCCACUGGUAUUACUGAUCAUAUUGCCCAAGGACCUGAUCCCAACCUUGAAGAAAGUCCUAAAAGAAAAAAUGUUACUUAUGAGGAAUUAAGGAAUAAGAACAGAGAGGCAUAUGAAGUAACUUUAACACAAAAGACUGACCCCUCAGUCAGGCCUAUGCAGGAAAGAGUGGCAAAAAAAGAAGUCAAAGUAAACAAAUAUGGAGAUACUUGGGAUGAGUGAAAAAUUACAUCAUUGGACCUACUGAAGGAGUUUCAAUAUCCAGCUUCAUCUGGGUGGUCAUGAAUACCUGCAUGCUUUGAGCUCAGCAGCAGUCUUCAUAAACAUUUAUAACUAGAUUUUGGAUUUUUGUGGUUUGACUUAUGAUGUUUAAAAAAACAGAUUUGGUGUUAAUAUGUAAAUGUUUUCAUCUUGCGGAACUAUAUGAAGGUAUUAUACCAUGGUCAUAUAUAGUUUAUGAAAUUGUUUUAAGUUAUAGGGCAAAGAUACUAUUUCAAAACUAUCAAGAGAUUGUAAUGCUCUAGAAUCAUAUAUGAAAAUAAAUAACUGCAUGUUGCAUUGGGGUGGGUGGGGGGAGCAAGCAUAAUUUUUAGUGUUAAGCUUUACAUCAAAAAUGAUUAAAAAGUCUUUCUCCAGCAUUUGAUGUAUUAUCUUAGUGUUUAUUGGAAAUAAAAUAUAAAGGAAUG
This is a messenger RNA of Cynocephalus volans (Philippine flying lemur), 1363 nucleotides long. RefSeq names its product OCIA domain containing 1 (gene OCIAD1). Gene Ontology annotation, cellular component: endosome. Bases 156 to 899 code for a protein of 247 amino acids. The transcript is spliced from 9 exons. The record is from RefSeq and is a predicted model, not a curated record. Lineage: Eukaryota; Metazoa; Chordata; Mammalia; Dermoptera; Cynocephalidae.